Oncorhynchus nerka (sockeye salmon) is the source of this 2043-nucleotide messenger RNA. Its product is annotated as cell surface glycoprotein 1-like. The record is from RefSeq and is a predicted model, not a curated record. Lineage: Eukaryota; Metazoa; Chordata; Actinopteri; Salmoniformes; Salmonidae.
CCGUCUCCCACUCCCUCUCCUUCUCCUUCUCCGUCUCCCCCUCCCUCUCCUUCUCCGUCUCCCACUCCCUCUCCUUCUCCUUCUCCGUCUCCCACUCCCUCUCCUUCUCUGUCUCCCACUCCCUCUCCUUCUCCGUCUCCCACUCCCUCUCCUUCUCCGUCUCCCCCUCCCUCUCCUUCUCCGUCUCCCACUCCCCCUCCCUCUCCGUCUCCCUCUCCUUCUCCUUCUCCGUCUCCCCCUCCCUCUCCUUCUCCCUCUCCUUCUCCGUCUCCCCCUCCCUCUCCUUCUCCGUCUCCCACUCCUUCUCCGUCUCCCCCCCCCUCCCUCUCCUUCUCCGUCUCCCACUCCCCUCCCUCUCCUUCUCCGUCUCCCCCUCCCUCUCCUUCUCCGUCUCCCACUCCCUCUCCUUCUCCGUCUCCCUCUCCUUCUCCGUCUCCCCCUCCCUCUCCUUCUCCGUCUCCCACUCCCUCUCCUUCUCCGUCUCCCACUCCCUCUCCUUCUCCGUCUCCCACUCCCUCUCCUUCUCCUUCUCCGUCUCCCCCUCCCUCUCCUUCUCCGUCUCCCACUCCCUCUCCUUCUCCUUCUCCGUCUCCCACUCCCUCUCCUUCUCUGUCUCCCACUCCCUCUCCUUCUCCGUCUCCCACUCCCUCUCCUUCUCCGUCUCCCCCUCCCUCUCCUUCUCCGUCUCCCACUCCCUCUCCUUCUCCUUCUCCGUCUCCCACUCCCUCUCCUUCUCCUUCUCCGUCUCCCACUCCCUCUCCUUCUCCUUCUCCCCCUCCCUCUCCUUCUCCGUCUCCCCCUCCCUCUCCUUCUCCGUCUCCCCCUCCCUCUCCUUCUCCGUCUCCCCCUCCCUCUCCUUCUCCGUCUCCCACUCCCCCUCCCUCUCCUUCUCCGUCUCCCACUCCCUCUCCUUCUCCGUCUCCCCCUCCCUCUCCUUCUCCGUCUCCCACUCCCUCUCCUUCUCCGUCUCCCCCUCCCUCUCCUUCUCCGUCUCCCACUCCCUCUCCUUCUCCGUCUCCCACUCCCUCUCCUUCUCCGUCUCCCCCUCCCUCUCCUUCUCCGUCUCCCACUCCCUCUCCUUCUCCGUCUCCCACUCCCUCUCCUUCUCCGUCUCCCACUCCCUCUCCUUCUCCGUCUCCCUCUCCUUCUCCGUCUCCCACUCCCUCUCCUUCUCCGUCUCCCACUCCCUCCCUCUCCUUCUCCGUCUCCCACUCCUUCUCCGUCUCCCCUCCCUCUCCUUCUCCGUCUCCCACUCCCUCUCCUUCUCCGUCUCCCACUCCCUCUCCUUCUCCUUCUCCGUCUCCCCCUCCCUCUCCUUCUCAGUCUCCCACUCCCUCUCCUUCUCCUUCUCCGUCUCCCCCUCCCUCUCCUUCUCCGUCUCCCACUCCCUCUCCUUCUCCGUCUCCCUCUCCUUCUCCGUCUCCCACUCCCUCUCCUUCUCCGUCUCCCCCUCCCUCUCCGUCUCCCCCUCCCUCUCCUUCUCCGUCUCCCACUCCCUCUCCUUCUCCCUCUCCUUCUCCCUCUCCUUCUCCUUCUCCGUCUCCCCCUCCCUCUCCUUCUUCGUCUCCCACUCCCUCUCCUUCUCCGUCUCCCACUCCCCCCCUCUCGUCUCCCUCUCCUUCUCCUUCUCCGUCUCCCCCUCCUUCUCCGUCUCCCUCUCCCCCUCCUUCUCCGUCUCCCACUCCCCCUCCCUCUCCGUCUCCCUCUCCUUCUCCUUCUCCGUCUCCCCCUCCCUCUCCUUCUCCCUCUCCUUCUCCGUCUCCUUCUCCGUCUCCCUCCGUCUCCCACUCCCCUCCCUCUCCUUCUCCGUCUCCCACUCCCUCUCCUUCUCCGUCUCCCACUCCCUCUCCUUCUCCGUCUCCCCCUCCGUCUCCUUCUCCGUCUCCCCCUCCCUCUCCUUCUCCGUCUCCCACUCCCUCUCCUUCUCCGUCUCCCCCUCCUUCUCCUUCUCCGUCUCCCUCUCCUUCUCCGUCUCCCCCUCCCUCUCCUUCUCCGUCUCCCACUCCCUCUCCUUCUCCGUCUCCCACUCCCUCUCCUUCUCCG